Acomys russatus (golden spiny mouse) is the source of this 1422-nucleotide messenger RNA. It is a transcript of the gene Upb1, whose product is annotated as beta-ureidopropionase 1. The record is from RefSeq and is a predicted model, not a curated record. Gene Ontology annotation, molecular function: beta-ureidopropionase activity. The transcript is spliced from 11 exons. The coding region runs from base 32 to 1336 and encodes 434 amino acids. NCBI's taxonomy places the organism in Eukaryota, Metazoa, Chordata, Mammalia, Rodentia, Muridae.
GUGGGACACCAGAACCCUGCAGCCUCUGGCCAUGGCGGGACCCGAGUGGCAGUCCCUGGAGCAGAGCCUGGAAAAGCACCUGCCGCCUGAUGAUUUGGGCCAGGUGAAGCGAAUUCUCUAUGGCAAGCCGACUAGAACCCUGCAGCCUUUGGCCAUGGCGGGACCCGAGUGGCAGUCCCUGGAGCAGAGCCUGGAAAAGCACCUGCCGCCUGAUGAUUUGGGCCAGGUGAAGCGAAUUCUCUAUGGCAAGCCGACUAGGGAUCUCGAUCUCCCCAGACAAGCUUUAGAAGCCGCAGCACAAAGAAACUUUGAACUCAAGGGAUAUGCCUUCGGGGCAGCCAAGGAGCAGCAGAGAAGCCCCCGGAUAGUUCGCGUGGGGCUGGUUCAAAACAGAAUCCCGCUCCCCACUUCUGCACUUGUGGCAGAACAGGUCUCUGCCCUCCACGAACGCAUAGAGGCUAUUGCUGAGGUGGCCGCAAUGUGUGGAGUCAACGUCAUUUGUUUCCAGGAGGCAUGGAAUAUGCCCUUCGCUUUCUGUACACGAGAGAAACUUCCUUGGACAGAAUUUGCUGAGUCUGCGGAGGACGGGCUCACUACCAGGUUCUGCCAGAAGCUGGCAAAGAAGCAUAACAUGGUGGUGGUAUCUCCAAUAUUGGAACGAGACAGAGAGCACGGGGGAGUUCUGUGGAACACGGCUGUGGUGAUCUCCAAUUCAGGAGUGGUGAUGGGAAAGACCAGGAAGAACCACAUUCCCAGAGUGGGUGACUUCAAUGAGUCCACUUACUACAUGGAGGGAAACCUGGGCCACCCCGUGUUCCAGACCCAGUUUGGCAGGAUUGCAGUGAACAUUUGCUACGGGCGGCACCACCCCCUCAACUGGCUCAUGUAUAGCAUCAACGGAGCCGAGAUCAUUUUCAACCCCUCAGCCACCAUUGGAGAGCUCAGUGAGUCCAUGUGGCCAAUCGAAGCCAGAAACGCAGCCAUUGCUAAUCACUGCUUUACCUGUGCCAUUAACCGUGUGGGUCAGGAACACUACCCCAAUGAGUUUACCUCUGGAGAUGGAAAGAAAGCCCACCAUGACCUUGGUUACUUCUAUGGCUCGAGCUACGUGGCAGCUCCCGACGGCAGCCGGACCCCCGGCCUCUCGCGUAAUCAGGAUGGGCUGCUGGUCGCUGAGCUCAACCUCAAUCUCUGCCAGCAGAUUAAUGAUUUCUGGACUUUCAAGAUGACAGGCCGGUUGGAGAUGUAUGCCCGGGAGCUCACUGAAGCUGUCAAACCCAACUAUAGUCCCAACAUUGUGAAGGAAGGCCUGGUCCAAGCCCCCAGCUCAGGUUAGGUUCGAGGACGUCUCUGCCCCAGUGGAUGAGUUUUAAAUGUAUACAGGGGGUUUUCAUUACCCAGGCAGGAGGAGGGUAAAAUGGG